CCAACAAAGAGAUCACGUGAGCCACUUCAACUACGUCCAGAGCUCAAGCUUGACAUCAUCCUCCAGCGCAGUGUUACAAGCAAUUGUUUCGAGCAUGUCCAGGCAUCAUGGAUGAAGGCGAGCUCUAUCUUUGGAAGGCACCCGAAAGCGAAAAAGAAUCACGCAAGCCCUCAGCGCGUCUGAACCUCACUCGACUCUAUCGUCUCGAUGACCUGGCCUACAGCGUGCGUCGUCAAGAUGAGGAAGGCAACAAGAUCAAUCGACUGUCAAAGACCUAUAAGAACCAGAUAGCUGCUCUGGGUGUGCUGGGCGGUGCGACCAUUCCCUCUGCAACAAGUCGCAAGUAUUUGCUAGACCUGCUCCUCUCUGGCGCUGCGCAGCGGGAUUUGGAAGGAGGCUACAAGCCCUUCACGCGACUCGAGCUAGAUCGCGGAUUUACGCUUCGGCCUGGCGCUCUACAAGGAUACUCGCGAUCCACGAUGACAACGGUUGACUCGAGCAGAAAGACAACGGUUCCCACUGCGCAAGCAAAGCGCUCACCAAAGAGUUUAGAACCUGCCACAGCAAGCACAGCAAAGGAUGGAGAUUCUUCUGAUGACGGCAGCAAGUUCAAAGAGCACGACCGCGAGCGGCGGCAGCGCAAGCUGUUGGCAAAGCAAAUGAAGAAGCGUGAAAGCGAUUUUGCUGGCAAUCCAGAUACCAAAAGGCAACGAGUUGAAUAAGUAUUGGAUGAUUGGCAGGUGCAGUGACUCCUUUGAGUGCUGAUGAUGUUCCCAGCUAGCACUUGGAUGCAAACUGUAACAGCCAAAGUGACUGAAGUGAGUUUACUGUCCGACCUGCUUGCCAAUCUACAUCACUCUCAUUGAUAGAAGGAUGAACACACCAAGACUGCGACCCAAGCAGCAUUGGCGCUGCACUUCUCGGUUGUCC
Messenger RNA from Protomyces lactucae-debilis, 930 nucleotides. RefSeq lists its product as uncharacterized. Gene Ontology annotation, molecular function: transcription coregulator activity. Bases 108 to 722 code for a protein of 204 amino acids. Gene Ontology annotation, cellular component: mediator complex; core mediator complex. The record is from RefSeq and is a predicted model, not a curated record. Lineage: Eukaryota; Fungi; Ascomycota; Taphrinomycetes; Taphrinales; Protomycetaceae. The transcript has a single exon. Gene Ontology annotation, biological process: regulation of transcription by RNA polymerase II.